UCCGAGGCGGAGGAGGGCGGGGCCGGCAGGGGGACCUGCUGCUGGGAGAGCAGCGGCCCGAGCCGGGGCCAUGGCGAAGCUGCUGAGCUGCGUCCUCGGCCCCCGGCUCUACAAAAUCUACCGGGAGAGGGACUCGGAAAGGGCCCCGUCCAACGUCCCCGAGACUCCAACUUCAGUCACUAACCCCCCUGCCAGCUCCUGGGAUACGUACUAUCAGCCCCGUGCCCUGGAGAAGCAUGCCGACAGCAUCCUGGCACUGGCUUCCGUCUUCUGGUCCAUCUCUUACUACUCCUCUCCCUUCGCCUUCUUCUACUUGUACAGGAAAGGUUACUUGAGUUUAUCCAAAGUGGUGCCAUUUUCUCACUAUGCGGGGACGUUGCUGCUGCUACUGGCAGGUGUGGCCUGCCUCCGAGGCAUUGGCCGCUGGACCAACCCCCAGUAUCGGCAGUUCAUCACAAUCUUGGAAGCCACACAUCGCAACCAGUCAGCAGAAAACAAGAGGCAGCUCGCCAACUACAACUUCGACUUUAGGAGCUGGCCAGUUGACUUCCACUGGGAAGAGCCCAGCAGCCGGAAGGAGUCUCGAGGGGGCCCCUCCCGCCGGGGUGUGGCGCUGCUUCGCCCAGAACCCCUGCACCGGGGGGCAGCAGACACCCUUCUCAACCGCGUUAAGAAACUGCCUUGUCAGAUCACCAGCUACCUGGUGGCUCACACCCUGGGGCGCCGCAUGCUGUACCCAGGGUCCGUGUACUUGCUCCAGAAAGCCCUCAUGCCUGUGCUGCUGCAGGGCCAGGCCCGGCUGGUGGAAGAGUGCAAUGGACGCCGGGCGAAACUGCUGGCCUGUGAUGGCAACGAGAUUGACACCAUGUUUGUGGACCGGCGGGGCACAGCUGAGCCCCAAGGACAGAAGCUGGUGAUCUGCUGCGAGGGAAAUGCAGGAUUUUAUGAGGUGGGCUGCGUCUCUACACCCCUGGAAGCUGGAUACUCAGUCCUGGGCUGGAAUCAUCCAGGCUUUGCUGGAAGCACGGGGGUGCCAUUCCCACAGAACGAGGCCAAUGCCAUGGAUGUGGUCAUUCAGUUUGCCAUCCACCGCCUGGGCUUCCAGCCCCAGGACAUCGUCAUCUAUGCCUGGUCCAUUGGUGGUUUCACUGCCACAUGGGCAGCCAUGUCCUACCCAGAUAUCAGUGCUGUGAUCCUGGAUGCCUCCUUUGAUGACCUUGUGCCCCUUGCCUUGAAAGUCAUGCCGGACAGCUGGAGGGGCCUGGUGACCAGGACUGUGAGACAGCAUCUCAAUUUAAACAACGCAGAACAGCUGUGCAGGUACCAGGGCCCCGUGCUGCUGAUCAGGAGAACCAAGGAUGAGAUCAUCACCACCACGGUGCCCGAGGACAUCAUGUCCAACCGCGGCAAUGACCUCCUGCUGAAGCUCCUGCAGUACCGAUACCCGCGUGUGAUGGCAGAGGAGGGUCUUCGGGUGGUGAGGCAGUGGCUGGAGGCCUCCUCGCAGCUGGAGGAAGCCUCAGUUUACAGCCGAUGGGAGGUGGAAGAGGACUGGUGUCUGUCAGUCCUCCGCUCCUACCAGGCAGAACACGGGCCUGACUUCCCCUGGAGCGUCGGGGAGGACAUGAGUGCUGACGGACGGCGGCAGCUGGCUUUGUUUCUGGCCCGGAAACAUCUGCAUAACUUCGAGGCCACACAUUGCACCCCACUCCCGGCCCCGAACUUCCAGAUGCCCUGGCACCUCUAGGGAUUACUCUGGGACUCGCUGUUGAAGAAGGGACUGAGAGAGACUGACAAGGAAGGGCCCUUGCACUCAUGGUUUUGCGUGUCCAUCUGUGUCACUGUGGAGUCUGGGCAGUGGAGGACCGUUCCCCUUUACCGCCACCUUUCCUCUUGCACGUGUCCCCUCAGCCGUGUGGCAGUACCUAAUUUCCAACACAACAUACACCCUGCACUAAAUGAAAGGGUUCUUCCAGAUAAUUAAUUAAAAGGUAUUUUUUCUA
This is a messenger RNA of Ochotona curzoniae (black-lipped pika), 2003 nucleotides long. It is a transcript of the gene ABHD16A, whose product is annotated as abhydrolase domain containing 16A, phospholipase. The transcript has 20 exons. Lineage: Eukaryota; Metazoa; Chordata; Mammalia; Lagomorpha; Ochotonidae. Gene Ontology annotation, cellular component: endomembrane system. The record is from RefSeq and is a predicted model, not a curated record. Gene Ontology annotation, biological process: monoacylglycerol catabolic process; phosphatidylserine catabolic process. The coding region runs from base 71 to 1747 and encodes 558 amino acids. Gene Ontology annotation, molecular function: glycerophospholipase activity; monoacylglycerol lipase activity.